Phyllostomus hastatus (greater spear-nosed bat) is the source of this 2161-nucleotide messenger RNA. RefSeq names its product ORMDL sphingolipid biosynthesis regulator 3 (gene ORMDL3). The transcript is spliced from 4 exons. NCBI's taxonomy places the organism in Eukaryota, Metazoa, Chordata, Mammalia, Chiroptera, Phyllostomidae. Bases 115 to 642 code for a protein of 175 amino acids. Gene Ontology annotation, biological process: negative regulation of ceramide biosynthetic process; ceramide metabolic process; intracellular sphingolipid homeostasis. Gene Ontology annotation, cellular component: endoplasmic reticulum membrane. The record is from RefSeq and is a predicted model, not a curated record.
CUAGCGCGUUGUUUUCUCGUUUCUUCCCUCCCUCCCUCCUCCUGUCCUCCGUCCUCCUGGGUCUGUAUGGGUGCAGACCCAGGACUGGAGAACUAGGGGAGGUGGGUAGAAGCAAUGACCCCGCCGAACACUUCAUCCGCUGCUCUCCUAGCAGAGCAGCGGCAGCGGAGGGGCGGCAGGAUGAACGUGGGCACGGCUCACAGUGAGGUGAACCCCAACACCCGGGUGAUGAACAGCCGCGGCAUCUGGCUCUCCUACGUGCUGGCCAUCGGGCUGCUGCACGUCGUGCUGCUCAGCAUCCCCUUCGUGAGCGUCCCCGUGGUCUGGACCCUCACCAACCUCAUCCACAACAUGGGCAUGUACAUCUUCCUGCACACAGUGAAGGGCACGCCCUUCGAGACCCCGGACCAGGGCAAGGCCAGGCUGCUGACCCACUGGGAGCAGAUGGACUACGGGGUUCAGUUCACGGCGUCUCGGAAGUUCCUGACCAUCACACCCAUCGUGCUGUACUUCCUCACCAGCUUCUACACCAAGUACGACCAGAUCCAUUUCAUCCUCAACACCGUGUCUUUGAUGAGCGUGCUCAUCCCCAAGCUGCCGCAGCUCCAUGGAGUCCGGAUCUUCGGAAUCAAUAAAUACUGAGGGGGCAGCUCCUUCCCCUGCGCAGAUGGAUGGCGGGAGAGGGACAGGAGCCCACGCACGCAGUGUGGCUGAAGGCGGAGGAGCCUCUGGAGACUGCCCGAGACAGGGGUGGGGCCUCUGGGCCCCGGUUCUCCCCUCUCUCCCCCCAGUAGCUGACUUGAAGUAGCUUGUAGUGGGGUUGGGGUGGGACCUGCCCACCCCGGCCCCUUCCCCCUGGGCUCUGACCCUUCUGAUUUUUGGAUCUUGUUUCUUUUGCCUUUGGGAUAGAGACUCCGUGGGGUGGUCAUGGAUGGGCUGGGCUCCCAGGCUGAACACGGACCUGUGAGGUCGGGACAGGCGGCCAGGGGACCCCCCUGCUCGCUUGCCCGGCCUCAGACCACUGAAGCACUUUAACCCCUGCGAGGGGCGGUACAGCUUCUCUGUCGUGUCACUUUGGUCCGAAGUGUGAGGACAACCCUCAGCGUGCGCUUGUACGUGUGCAAGGCAGUGCAGGGCGGCACCGUGUCCCUCCGGGUGGAGAACCGUGUAGUCGAAGCCUCGUGCUUUUGGCAGCUCCCCCUACGGCACCCCCACCCGGGGAGUGGGGUGGGGGAGGGUAAGCAGAGGGGUGGUGGGGCUGCGUGUGGAUGGCAAGGUCCCAGAGGUGAGGGGCCACGGCUGCUGCCAUCCUGCCCUGGUGGAGGCGGGAAGGGGGUGGAGAAGGGGUGGGGAUGGUGAGUUGAGACUCAGAAAAAGGGAGUCAUGGAGCAGCAGAGAUUGGUGUGAGGGAGGGCGGGUGGGGGCACAGGCCAGACCCAGCCUUGUCCUUUGGGAGGUAGUCGGGGAGGGGGCAGGCUUGGAGAGUGGAUUUACCCCCCCAGCACGGUGGUGGUGGUGGUAGUAGGGAGGGAGCCCGCUGCGGGUUUGAAGCUCCUGGGUUGGUGUGCCGGGUGGAGGUGGGUGUAGGAGGCCUGUUAGUCGUUAGGAGCCCAGGUCCGGUUUGACGCUGCCUUCUGCAGUGGUGUGAGGGGCGGGGGGAAACCGGGUUAGAAAUGAUGCACGGGGACGCCCUUCCGCAGCCCUUCACCGUGUAGACAGGCGUUGGGGCAGGGCCACCCGUGGGGCUAUUCAGGCCACCCCUGAACCGGCUGGUGGGCUGCAGAGCCCUGCACAGUCCCUGCUGGGUGGGCAGGGUGGUGGACAGAGCAAGGGGUCGCCUGCAGGCGCCGUCUCCUUACCCAGAGGGGAAGCGGUGGGGCAGGAGCCCGAGCUCGCUGGAGAGGGGCCGCCUUCUCCCUCCCCGGUCCGACGAGGGCCUGUGCUCUGAAAAGGCAGGCCUGCCCGCACCCCCUCCCAGGGCCCUGAGGGACGAGGGGAGGUCACUGGCUCUGGUUUCUGCCUCUUGGGCCCCCCACCCCCACCCCAUGUAUCAUAGGGAACUUUCACCUCAAAAUCUUUCUAAGCAAAGUGUGAAUAGGAUUUUUACUCCCUUUGUACAGCAUUCUGAGAAACACAAUAAAGGACCGUGUGUUCCUGUGUC